Molecule: messenger RNA, 1636 nt
Organism: Suillus subalutaceus
Lineage: Eukaryota; Fungi; Basidiomycota; Agaricomycetes; Boletales; Suillaceae
Product: MFS general substrate transporter
Exons: 18
Coding region: 55-1563 (502 amino acids)
Biological process (GO): transmembrane transport
Cellular component (GO): membrane
Molecular function (GO): transmembrane transporter activity
Source: RefSeq, a predicted model, not a curated record
ACUAUUUAUAUGUGAUAAGACUGCUUGAUACUUGGUUUAUCAUCCUUUUGUCUGAUGUCGCACUCAGGAUCUGUCGUAGCAUUAGCAGCAGACAAUGACGAGCUCUAUGAGGCCCACGUCGACACCAGUCAAGUCGACGAGAGACGACUCCUUCGUAAGAUCGACAUCCGAGUCGUGCCUUGGUUGGCCCUCCUCUAUUUUCUCAACUUUUUGGAUCGGGGAAGUAUAGGAAAUGCGAAGUUAUACAACAUGGUGACCGACUUGGGCAUCAGUGACAAUGAAUACCUCAUUGCACUUACUGCCUUCUUUUUUCCGUAUGCAUUGCUUGAGCCUGUAAGCAAUGUAAUCCUUAGAAGGAUUCGACCCUGGAUGUGGCUUUCUUCAAUGAUGUUCGCUUGGGGAAUUAUCAUGAUGUGCCACGGAUUUCUACAGAACUACGGAGGGCUCGUCGCCUUGCGAGUGCUACUUGGAGUGGCGGAGGCUGGUUUAUACCCCGGAAUCGUAUUUUAUAUCUCUUGCUGGUACAAGCGGUCCGAGCUUGGUACACGGAUAGCAGCAUUCUUCACUUCUGCCACUAUAGCGGGAGCAUUUAGCGGUCUCCUGGCCGCAGCCAUAUCCAAUAUGAAUGGUGUCGCAGGAAAGCCUGGCUGGUCUUGGAUUUUCAUUCUCGAAGGACUCUUCACCGUACUGUGUGCGGUUGCUUCAUAUUGGGUCAUCUCGGAUUUCCCUGAGACAGCCGGGUUUCUGACCAAAGCAGAGAGAGUUUUCGUCAUUAGACGUUUGAGGGGCGACAUGCAGUUCAGCGCUGGCGGCGAGGAAUUUAAAGUCCGAUAUAUCUGGCAAAGCCUCAGGGACUGGAAAACCUACUUGGCAAUGGGUAUAUAUAUGGGAUUUGAUGGUCCAUUAUUCGCGUUUUCCUUAUUCACCCCGACAAUCAUCAACGAGGUUCGUUACACAGCGACAACAGCGAAUCUGCUUUCCGUGCCCGUUUAUAUCUGGUCAUGUAUAGUGACCGUGAUCGUCGGGUUAGCUGGUGACCGCCUCGGGAAGAGAGGAUACAUAAAUUUAAUUCUAUUCGGAACGGGUCUGGUUGGUUAUAUCAUACUGAUCGCAUCCACGACUCCAGCAUUGUCGUAUUUCGCAUGCUUCCUAGCUGUAUCCGCCAUAUAUCCUACAGUCCCGAAUUCGGUAGCAUGGGUGGCAAGCAAUGUUGAGGGCUCCUAUAAACGAGGUGUUACACUUGCCAUGGCCAUCGGGUGGGGAAAUUUGAACGGAGCUGUUUCCUCGAACGUUUAUCGCGCGGAGGACGCACCCUGGUACAGGCCUGGUCAUGGCACCAUGCUUGCCUACAUUGCAAUUGGCUGGUUAUGCUCAGCAGCAUUUAUAUUCCUGUUGCGUAGGGAGAACGAGCGAAGGGAUAGAGGAGAGCGCGAUGAGGUAAUCGACAGCGACAACUCUGGAGAGAUGGACGAGUCAGCUUUGAAGAAUGGGCGAUUCGAGACAGUCAACGAUGCACGACGCGAGAGAGGUGAUCAGUGGAGUCAAUUCCGAUAUACCAUUUAAAUACUAUUUAGUAUGCAUCGAGAACGGUAAGUAGAAGGGUAACACGAGCGUCGUGUAAAAUCGAAGAUACAAA